CAUGCAAAUUCAUUUUAGCCAUUUUGUUAAGGAUGGGCACUAGGGUAUUUGUAUUGGUGCUUAUUUCCCUUCUUCUUUGUGUUGGUAAUGCUAGGAAGCUUGUGACUGAAAAGGGUACCUUUGGGGAUAGGAAAUCUUUCUUCCCCUUCAAUCCUUUUUACGGUAGUGGCGGGGAAGAAGGAUGGCCUGGUGCCGGUGGUGAGUUGGGUGGUGAAGGGUUUGGUGGGUUUGGUUCGCUUGGAGGUGGAGGUGGAGGUGGAGGUGGGGGUGGAGGUGGUGGUGGUGGUGGAGGAGGAGCUGGUGGGGGAUCUGGUUUUGGGAGUGGAGCUGGAUUUGGAGCUGGGUUUGGGGCUGGAAGUGGCGGGGGAUAUGGUGGUGGAGGUGGUGGGGGUUUUGGUGGGGGUGGUGGCAAAGGUGUUGGUGGAGCUGGCGCUGGAUAUGGGGCAGGAGCAGGCUAUGGUGGAGGCUUCGGAGCAGGGCAUCCUUGACUUCAGAUUAUCCUUCUCCCCAAAUAUAAUGCUGCUGUUUAAGUCAAUUUAACCUUAUAUAGUAAAAAGUAGUUUGCUCAAAGCUCAAUUGCUGAUGAGCACUUUCUGUAUCAUCUAUAUCAACUGUAAGAGAAGCACUUAUGAAUAAUGGAAUAAUUACCAAUUCUCUAU
Messenger RNA from Rubroshorea leprosula, 659 nucleotides. The record is from the annotation of a GenBank genome assembly. NCBI's taxonomy places the organism in Eukaryota, Viridiplantae, Streptophyta, Magnoliopsida, Malvales, Dipterocarpaceae.